UUGCUUAGCAACGCUGUCAACAGAGCCCUGGCAACACAUACAGUGCUGAGAACACAAAAUAUGAGAUUUCUCUGUACCCAGCUCACCUGAAACAGGAUUUGUAUGUGGGUAUUGGAAAUAGGGUGAUGCCUGAGGCAAUUACUGGAUCCUGGUUUCCCAGCGGAUUCCAUGGACACUUCAGAAGCCAUUUUCGGAAUGAUAUAUCUCAGGAUUACCGCCUGGAAGCAAAGCCUCGUCCCCCAACAGCCUUCACGCAACGAAUGAAAGAAAAUCCAGCAAAACAUAUAUUCUCCAGGUACGAAAACCGCCACAUAUUCCCCAACUCUGUCUCUUCUUUUGAAAAUGGACUGGGGAAGAAGAAACUCCUGAAGAACAGAGAAUCACACAACUUUACUCAGUGGAUCCCCCUGGAGGAGGAGAUGAGAAGGCAGCGGCCCAUCAUCAGCACUUAUCGUACAGAUUUCUGGACACUGGAUGAAAAGACGGGGAAGGUGCCUCAGCUGCUGGUUCCCAGGCUGCAUCGGGCAACGUCGGCCUCAUAUUCUGGACUGACCACCUACCGGCACAUGUUGGGAAGCCAUGGAAGCCUCCCAGCCCCCCAGAAGCCAUCUACCACCGUCAUCCCAAUCAUCUAUCACAGCAACAGGGAAGGAGCAGCCGGCCCCUCGCUACAAAGAGCUAUGUCCGCCCCGUACAAGCGACUGACCGUGUCUGACUGUCUCGUCUGGCGAUCUCCAGACAGCACCGGGCAACUGAGCUUACACAGCAUUGAGACAUCAUAAUAGGGUUUAAUGUGUUUCUCUUACUGAAACCCUCUUGAAUGACCAAAUACACAGAAACAGCAAAGUAAA
Messenger RNA from Pseudophryne corroboree (corroboree frog), 851 nucleotides. It is a transcript of the gene CIMIP7, whose product is annotated as chromosome 9 C3orf84 homolog. Bases 126 to 782 code for a protein of 218 amino acids. The record is from RefSeq and is a predicted model, not a curated record. Lineage: Eukaryota; Metazoa; Chordata; Amphibia; Anura; Myobatrachidae. The transcript has 4 exons.